Rasamsonia emersonii CBS 393.64 is the source of this 1476-nucleotide messenger RNA. Its product is annotated as High affinity methionine permease. NCBI's taxonomy places the organism in Eukaryota, Fungi, Ascomycota, Eurotiomycetes, Eurotiales, Trichocomaceae. Gene Ontology annotation, cellular component: membrane. The transcript is spliced from 4 exons. Gene Ontology annotation, molecular function: L-amino acid transmembrane transporter activity. Bases 1 to 1476 code for a protein of 491 amino acids. The record is from RefSeq and is a predicted model, not a curated record. Gene Ontology annotation, biological process: amino acid transmembrane transport.
AUGGCCGCGUCGAAAGACGAACCUUGGGUCGAGUCCAAGAAGGCAGAGCCGCUGCCCGGGAGCAGAGAUGAUGAAGUCCAGCCAGAUUCCGUGGGAGUCGGCGAGCUCGCCUUUGAGGAAUACACCCAGGGAGGGCUGGGCCGACAUCUGGGCCUGUUCUCAACGACGUUUUUGAUUGUCGGCCGUAUCAUCGGCACAGGCAUCUUUUCCACCCCGUCGUCCAUCACCCAGAGCGUCGGCAGCGUCGGUGCCUCGCUGAUGCUCUGGGUCCUGGGUCUGCUGCUGGCGGCCGCCGGAUUGUGCGUCUGGCUCGAGUUUGGGUGUAUGAUCCCCCGCAGCGGAGGCGAGAAGGUCUAUCUCGAGGCCGUCUACAAGCGUCCGAAGCUGUUGAUCACGGUCUUCUUCGCCGUCCAGGCCAUUGCGCUGGGCUUCACAGCCUCUGGGUGCGUCGUCUUCGCGUCCAACAUCCUCGUCGCGGCCAAUCGCAAGGCCACCGAAUGGGAAGAACGCGGCAUCGCGAUCGCGGUCAUCGUCAGCGUGACGCUGCUCCACACCUUCCUGCCCAACUGGGGUGUUCGCUGGAUGAACGGCAUUGGAGUGAUCAAGAUCAUCACCCUGCUGUUUAUCGUCGUGACCGGCUGGGUGAUCCUGGGCGGCGGCGUGUCGAGAGUGCCCGAUCCUCACGCCAGCUUCCGCAACGCUUUUGCGGGUUCGGCGCACUCGAGCAACUUGUACGCGACGGCGCUGUUCAAAGUCAUGAAUUCUUAUGCUGGCUGGUCCAAUGCCUGUUACGUCCUGAACGAAGUCAAGAAUCCGGUGCGCACGUUGAAGAUCGCAGGCCCGCUCGGCUUGCUGAUCUGCGGAGUGCUGUACUUGCUGGCCAACGUGGCCUACUAUGCGGCUGCUACGCCGCAAGAAGUCGCCGAGAGCGGAGUGACGGUGGCUGCGUACUUCAUGGGCAAGGUGUUUGGAACCGCGGCCCAGCAGGCGCUGAGUGACUUUCGCGCAGGCACGCGUGAACCAGGAACUGGCGAAAGAAGGCGUGAUUCCCUUCCCUCGCUUCUGGGCAUCGAGCUGGCCGUUCGGGUCGCCGUCUGCCGGCCUUCUGCUUCACUUCAUCCCGUCGUUCAUCGUCAUCGUCGCCAUCCCGUUUGGCGAUGCGUACAACUUCAUCCUCGACCUGGAGGGCUACCCGGGGAGUGUCAUCAACUUUCUCGUCGUGCUGGGUCUGUUCUAUCUGCGGUGGAAGGCUCCCAACCUGAGACGGCCGUUCAAGGUGUGGUGGCCCAUCGCGGCGUUCUUCAUGAUCGCGCAGGCCUUCCAGCUGGUGGCGCCGUUCCUGCGUCCACCGGGUGGGAAGGGCGACACGUCCCUGCCAUACUGGCUGUAUGCCGUGGUGGGCAUUGGAGUGUUGGCGGCGUCGGUGGUGUACUGGUUUAUCUGGUACGUGGCGGCGCCAUGGAUAGGGGGGUAUAA